Molecule: messenger RNA, 2726 nt
Organism: Raphanus sativus (radish)
Lineage: Eukaryota; Viridiplantae; Streptophyta; Magnoliopsida; Brassicales; Brassicaceae
Exons: 9
Coding region: 786-2489 (567 amino acids)
Source: RefSeq, a predicted model, not a curated record
CUCUCUCUCUAUUUACGCUAAACAUUGUCGUCGUCUCUCUCUCUCUCUCUCUCUCUCUCUCCCUCCGAGAAGAGAAGAACUUUUUGAAACUUUUAAAGUUUUGUUUUUUCGCUUUUUUCUUAUUUUUUUCUCACGAGCUCUUUUAGGGUUUCUGGAAGCUUUAAUCUCACAGUGUGUCCCCCCUCCCGAUCUAACUUUAACUAAAGCUUCUUACUUUAGUUUACCUCUCUCCCGGGGGAAUCUCUUUGUCGGUGGUGGUGCUUCUUCUCCGGUGGUGCUUCACCGGAAAGUUUCUAUGAUUGGUGAGAUUACCCUGGAUCCGAAACAGAGCUUAAAAGUGGGGACUUUGAUGGGGGGUAAUUAAGUUUAGGGAAUGUCUUUGAAUGAAGCAAAGACUACAAAAGAGGAAAGGGAAAGAUUCCAUUUUUAGUUUGUUUUUAGAUAUUGCGGAGCUUUGUCUUUUUUUUUUUUUUUUACUUUUUAAUCUUCUUGUGUUUGGGGAAACUUGCAUGUGAAGGGAUCUUGCGUUGAACGAAUAAACCUGACCGUACUUUCUUCCUUGCUACUGCUACUGCUACUGUGUUUGCUUGAUUUGUUAUCUUCUCUGUCAAGCCUAUGCUGCAAAUCUGUUGAAUAAGGGAUCAAAAAACCAUGGAGGAAGAGAAGCUAGUUGAGUCUUUUUGGUUCUGUUCUCACAGCAACCAAUCUCUGUUUCUAGCCUAAGUUAAUGUCUUUAUGAGCUAGGGAUUAAAAGUUGUUGCCUUUUGGGUGUUGGAUUUUGAGCUAUGGAGGAUAUUGGGUUGGUUAAACAAGGCUGGGAAUGGAUGCAGUCUCAGAAACACAUGUGCUCUAACGCUUGUUCUGCUGUACGGUGUUUCGGGGAGAAGAUAGGGGAGCUCGUGGAGCGUCACUGGCCAUUGGUGUGCAGUGGAUGCGGGAAGCUGUUGGGUCUUCUUCGCCUGUCGAUUGUUUACUGGAAAGAUUGCAUCUUGAGGGGUUUCCGUUGCAGCGCCAAGCUGGGAUCAGCUGCUUUGCUUCUCAUCAUGUGGAGUUGCUUCCUUAGCUUGACUUCCUUGUCUUGCUUGCUCUAUGUUCUCCUCAGUAUGGGAGCUGCUGCAGCUGUUGUUGUGAACUUGGGUUGCACUCCUGGGCUCUUCAUUGUAGGACUGUUUGGUAUUUUGAUUUUAUGGAUGUAUGCAAACUUUUGGAUCACCGGAACAUUGUUUGUAGUCGGAGGCUAUUUAUUCUCCUUAAACCAUGCCCGUCUGGUGGUUCUAAUGGCUGCCGGAUAUGCGAUGUACUGCGUCAAAGUCAGACUUGGAUGGCUUGGUGUUCUGCUCUCUACGAACCUUGCAUUCUUGUCCAACGAUGUGUUAAACUGUCUUCUUCAGUGGUGUGACAAUCUAAGUGAAAAGCCACAACACGAGGAGCCAAAGAAAUCCGAAGAAACAGUCAUAGAAGAAGACUAUCCAGGGGAAUUUGAUUAUCCAUCAGUUCCUGUGGAAGAAGAAGAAGAAGAAGAAGAGACUGAGAAAAAAAUUCACGAGAACAAGUCAUCUGCUGAACCAGCUGCUCCUACUACAACUGUUGUUAAUACCGUGAAGGAGAUUACUAGUGUUAAGGUAGUCAAAGUAGACACAAGUUCGUCAGCUGAUGAAAUGAAGAGAAUACUGAAGAGUGUGAACCAUUACGAAGCGUUGGGGUUCCCUCGGCAUAAAAAGAUCGAUGACGCUGUGCUUAAGAAAGAGUAUAGAAAGAAGGCAAUGUUGGUUCAUCCUGAUAAGAAUAUGGGAAGUCCUUUGGCGAGUGAAUCAUUCAAGAAACUUCAUUGUGCUUACGAGGUUCUUUCUGAUAUUGUAAAGAAGAGAGAUUAUGAUGAGCAAUUAAGAAAAGAAGAGUCUAAGACCAGGAGUGUUUGUCAGACAUCUCAUGCUUCUUCCCAUCAGAGUGGUCCUGGUUAUCGUGCAGAAGAGUCAAGGCGGAUACAUUGUACAAAAUGUGGUAAUUCACACAUAUGGGUAUGCACCAGUAGGACUAAAGCAAAAGCAAGAUGGUGCCAGGAUUGUGGUCAAUAUCAUCAAGCGAAAGAUGGAGAUGGAUGGGUCGAACUCAAAGGGACAUUACCCUUUGAGAGAGCACAUAAGAUUGAGAUACCACGUGCUUUUGUUUGUGCGGAAAGCAAAAUCUUUGACGUGUCAGAAUGGGCCAUUUGCCAGGGAAUGGCGUGUAGACCAAACACGCAUAGGCCGAGCUUUCAUGUGAACAUGGUUGGGUUAGAGAAGUCAACGCAGAGAUCAAACUCGAGUAGGUUCCCAUGGGAUCUAGACGUGGAGAUGAUGGAUGAGGACGAAGAAGAGUUUGAGCUGUGGCUUCAGCAAGCUCUUGCUUCUGGUCUGUUUUGCGAGACCUCGAAACGCAGGAAAAGCUGGAGUCCUUUCAAGUUAAGCCAGAUGAAAAGCAAGAAACAGUGGCGAAGGACAUCUACUUGAUGUGUAUAAGCUUUAUUAUUGUUACCCACAGGGGUACAAGAAUAGAUCAAAAUAGGAUUCACACAGCAAAAGUGAAUGCAAAGAUCUGAGUAGUAGCAAAGCAUACUUUCUUUUGGUGGGGUCUUUCUCUGUAAAUAGAAGCUGUUGGAUUCUUCUUGUUCACUUGUUUUGUUUGGUCUUGUAAACUACUUUGGAGCAAAAAAAAGAAUUAAAGAAGCUGUUUAUUUUUACGUGAAA